Molecule: messenger RNA, 3850 nt
Organism: Nerophis ophidion (straightnose pipefish)
Lineage: Eukaryota; Metazoa; Chordata; Actinopteri; Syngnathiformes; Syngnathidae
Exons: 3
Coding region: 149-1129 (326 amino acids)
Molecular function (GO): phosphatidylinositol binding; GTP binding; ubiquitin binding
Source: RefSeq, a predicted model, not a curated record
ACCAAUAAACCAUUUGUUUGAUUUUUAACGCGUCUUGUUGUUCGAGAUCACGUGAUCAGAGAGCAGCUGCGGUGGGCGUGUCAUCAUGCGGGAAUGCGGAAGUGUCCACGCCUGCUUCAUCGCUAAAUAAGGCAGUCAACAGGGCGACAUGGCGUCUUCUGGUCCUCAAACAGAGCUCAGGCUGGUGGUGCUGGGCCGGACCGCGGCGGGACAACGGUCAACGGUCUGUAGCAUCCUGGGCCUGCAAGACAGCGAGCAGGGCAGAGAAAGUGAGUGCUGCAGUAAACACAGAGGAGAAGCUGCAGGACGACAGGUGCUGGUGGUCUCCAGUCCAGACUGGUUCAGUUCAGACUACGACCACGAAGAGAGAAAACGUCACUUCUCCACCCUGAUCGCCUUCUCCAGCCCGGGGCCGCACGCCUUUCUGCUGUGUGUCUCCGUCAACCAGCCAGCCGACGGGGAGAGCCAAGCUCUGGAUGUCCUGGAGAAGGUCUUGGGCCCCUCUGCGGUAGGCAGGAACACCAUCCUCGUCUUCACCAACAUGGAGGAGUUGGAGGAGCACGAGAAGCUGGAGGAUUACCUGUUCACGUGGCGCAAGGACCUCCAGGCGCUGCUGGAGAGAUGCGGGGGUCGCUAUCACACCCUGGAGAGCCGGAGCGGAGAACCGGGAGCCCUGGAGGAGUUGCUGGAGAAGGUGGAGGAGGCGGUGAAGGAGAGCGGAGACGAGCACUUCCGCUGUCCUCUCUACCAGCAGGUGGAGGACCGACUGAGGGAGAAGCAGCUGGAAGUUGUGAGAGAGUGGAGGAAGGACUUGGACGUGACCGAUGAGGAGAUGGAGGAAGCCCGGGAAGAGGCAGAAAGAAGCUUGCGAGACCUGAACGUGGCCCUGGACCAGGUUUUCCCUUUGUCUGCCGUCUCCGAGUCCUCCCCUCAUGCGUCUUCUCCCCUGGGCUUCUGGGAGACCUUGGUGUCCUGGGUGUUGUGGCUGCCCACGCUGGUGAGGAGGGAGGCCCUGCUGGGAGCCCUGGUGGGCCUCUUUGUUGGCGGGCCCUUCGGGGGCAUGGUGGGGGCCACCGUGGGCUCGGUGGCCACGGAGGUGGGCCGCAGGAAAACCCACAAGACCAAAUAGAUAAGUGGUGCGGAUAGCGCCAUCAUGUGUCAUGCCUUAUGUUGCACCUUGUAGUCCCUUCACUGUGGUCAGACUACGACAAUUUAUCGCAAUGCUAAUGUUAAAGUAUUAUUAAGUUAAACAGCUAGCAUGAUUGUAUCACAAAGCUAACCAGCUAACAUUAAUGAAUCACUAAGCUAACCAGCUAACAUUAAUGUAUCGCAAAGCUAACCAGCUAACAUUAAUGUAUCGCAAAGCUAACCAGCCUACAUUAAUGUAUCGCAAAGCUAACCAGCUAACAUUAAUGCAUCACAAAGCUAACCAGCUAACAUUAAUGAAUCAUAAAGCUAACCAGCUAACAUUAAUAAAUCACAGAGCUAAUCAGCUAACAUUAAUGUAUCGCAAAGCUAACCAGCUACCAUUAAUGAAUCACAAAGCUAACCAGCUAACAUUGAUGAACCACAGAGCUAAUCAGCUAACAUUAAUGUAUCGCAAAGCUAACCAGCUAACAUUAAUGUAUCGCAAAGCUAACCAGCUAACAUAAAUGAAUCACAAAGCUAACCAGCUAAAAUUAAUGAAUCACAAAGCUAACCAGCUAACAUUAAUGAAUCACAAAGCUAACCAGCUAACAAUGUAUCGCAAAGCUAACAGCUAACAUUAAUGUAUUGCAAAGCUAACCAGCUAACAUGAAUGAAUCACAAAACUAACCAGUUAACAUUAAUGAAUCACAGAGCUAAUCAGUUAACAUUAAUGUAUCACCAAGCUAACCAGCUAACAAUGUAUUGCAAAGAUAACCAGCUAACAUUAAUGAAUCACAGAGCUAGCCAGCUAACAUUAAUGUAUUGCAAAGCUAACCAGCUAAUAUUAAUGUAUCGCAAAGCUAACUAGUUUACAUAAUGUAUCACAAAGCUAACCAGCUAACAUAAUGCAUCCCAAAGCUAACAUAAUGAAUCACAAAGCUAACCAGCUAACAUUAACGUAUCACUGAGCUAAAUAGCAAACAAUGUAUUACGUAGCUAAUUGGCUAUCAUUAAUUUAUCACGGAGCUAAUUAGCUAAAAAUAUAUAACUGAGCUAAUUAGCUAACAUGUGCUAAUUGAGCUAAUUGGCUUACAUGACUCUACAGAGUUACAAAGUUAAUCAGGUAAUAGCAUUAGCUUUUUAGCUAGCAAUGUAUUACAAAGCUAAUUUGUUAAUUUGUUAUAAUGAGCUAAUUGGCUAACAUUAAUUUAUCACUGAGCUAAUUAGCUACCAAUGUAUAACAGAGCUAAUUAGUUAGCCAAUUAGCUCAGCAGCACAUUAAUGUUAACAUUGAUUAGCAAACAAUGUAUUAUAAAGCAAAUUAGCUAACAUUGUGUUAUUGAUCUGCUUCGCUAACAUUAAAGUAUUACUAAAUUAGAUCAGCUCACAAUGUGUUACUGAGCUAAUUGGCCUACAUUAAUGUACAGUAUUACAAAGUUAACCAGCUAACAUGAAUGUAUCACUGAGCUAAUUAGCAAACAAUGUAUUAUGAAGCUAAUUAGUUAAUGUAUUACUGAGCUAAUUGGCUAACAUUAAUUGAUCACUGAGCUAAUUAGCUAACAUUAUUGUACUGCUCGGCUAAUUAGCUAACAUUGAUAUGUUAUGAUGCUAAUUAGCUAACACUAAAAUUACUAAGCUGAUUAGCAAAUAAUUUAUUAUGAAGCGAAUUAGCUAACAUUGUGUUACUUUAAUCUUAGCUAAGUAGAUCAGUAACACAAUGUUGGGUAAUUCGCUGUAUAACACAUUGUUUGCUAAUCAGUGCAGUAAUAUAUUAAUGAUAGCUAAUUAGCAUAACAUAUCAAUGUUAGCCAAUUAGCUCAGCAGUAUGUUAAUGUUAGCUAAGUAGAUUUGUAUUACUAAGUUAACUAGUUAAUGUAUUACUGAGCUAAUUGGCUUACAUUAAUGUACAGUAUUACAAAGUUAACCAGCUAAUAGCAUUAGCUAUUUAGCUAAUAAUGUACUGAGGAGCUAACCAGCUACCAUAAAUGAGGUUAAUUAAUUAGUUAACAAUAUUAUGUUACAAAGCUAAUUAGCAAACAAUCUAUUAGGAAGCCAACCAGCUAAUCUUAAUGCAUUUAUAUGCUAAUUAGUUAACAAUGCAUUACAAAGCUAAGUAGCUAAUACUGAUCUAAUUGGCUAACAAUGUGGUACAAAGCUGAUUGAUAUUAUGUAAAGUAUUUGUAAGCUAACCAGCUAAUGGCCUUAAUGUAUCAUAUUGCCAAGCUAAUUAGCUAAAAAUAUAUUUAAGAGCUAAAGCAGCGAUGUACCACUGAGCUAAUUAGCUAACAUUAAUAUGAUCAAAGCUAAUUAGUUAACACAAAUGUACAGUGUUAAAAAAAGUUACCCACAUAAUAACUUCCAUGUAUCAUCAAAGUUAAUCAGCUAGCAAUAUAUUUUAGCAAAAGCCAGUUAUCAUAUUGGGAGGCUAACCAGCUAACAGUGUUUCACGCUAAUGAGCUAACGAUAUAUUGUGAAGUUAAUUAACUGACGAUUGUGAAGCUAAUUAGCUAGCGAUGUAUUGUGUAGCUAAUUAGCUAACCUUGAACAUUUCGAAGCUUAACAGCUAUUAUUCAUGUAUUGCUAAGCUAACAGCUAACAAAGUGGUAUGACGCCAGCAUGCUAACAUUAGCAUAGUGCCGACGCACAUUGCAUUAGUAGGUCAUUGUUUUUUUGUUUUUUUAAAUGGAUGAAUAAGUUGUCAAUAAAGUCCAUUUACCUGGUU